AUGGCUUUGAUCAAGAACAAAUCCUUCUUCACUUGUUUGAUGAUUCUUGUGGCACUCCUCGGAGUUGUCGUGGGAGGAACCGUUCACAAAGUCGGUGACUCGAAAGGAUGGACCAUGAUGGGCGUGGACUACGAAGCUUGGGCCUCUUCAAGAACUUUCCAAGUCGGAGACUCUUUGGUCUUCGAAUACAACAACGAGUACCACGACGUUACUCAAGUCACUCCCCUUGAUUUCGAGCUCUGUGAACCGUCUUACCCGCUAGCCAAAUACCAAACCGGUUCUGACAUGGUCAAACUAACCAAACCGGGAGUCCAUAACUUUAUAUGCGGAGUUCCUGGUCACUGCGACGCAGGUCAAAAGCUUCAAAUCCACGUCUUACCAGCCUCGUUGGGUCCCGUUGCAGCUCCUGUUCCUAGACCGGUCCGAUCACCAAGCUCAAUCUCUUCCUCUUCGUCUCCUUCGCCGGCCAACGCUCCACAGUAUCAACAUCAGAUUGCUCCAUCUCCUCUUCAAAGCGGUGCCACGAAGUUAGCUUCUUGGAUCGGCUUCAGCUUGUUGGCUUUGUUCUUAGCUUUCUAA
Eutrema salsugineum is the source of this 579-nucleotide messenger RNA. Its product is annotated as mavicyanin. Gene Ontology annotation, molecular function: electron transfer activity. The coding region runs from base 1 to 579 and encodes 192 amino acids. The record is from RefSeq and is a predicted model, not a curated record. Gene Ontology annotation, cellular component: plasma membrane. NCBI's taxonomy places the organism in Eukaryota, Viridiplantae, Streptophyta, Magnoliopsida, Brassicales, Brassicaceae. The transcript has 2 exons.